CUGCGCUCAACGAGAGAGUUUUAAUUAAAGUGAAAGACGCUCUAGUCGCCGCUUAAAGAAAUCGUGGCUCCCUGUUGAAUGCGAAAUGAAAAAUAAGCACAGUCGGUUUUUAAACGUUACAGCUAACAAACGGUUUCGAGAAGACAGCAAGCAAAAAAAAAAAAAACGAAUAACGAAAAGUGAACAUUGACAUAUUAAAGCAUAAACGGGAAAAUGUUAAUAAAACAUAAAUGUCUAAUUUUGGUCAUGGCGAUUAUGAUAUGUGCACCCACUCCACUGCAGGGGGCGCGCACAAAAAUCACCAGCGUCAAUGAGGAACUAGAACAGUCACUGAAGCAGUCACAAAGCACUUUUGUGGAAUGGGUGCUAUCGCUAGUGCCGCAAAGGCCCAGUUUUGAGACACUAACUGGAUUUCUCAGUCCAACGACUAGCACAGCAAAACCCGUUAGAACGACUCCUGCCACAGAAUUAGUCAGCUCUACCACGGCUUCAACAACAACAAUAUCGUCAUCAGCCUCUCCUUCAACGGCUGCAACAACGACAACUUCAGCCCCUAGCACCACCACAGCAGCACCUUCAACCACUGCAGCGCCCUUGCCUAUACUCAAUCCAGCACGCAAUUGCACCGACUGCGUUUGUGGCAUUGCCAAUACCCAAAAGCGUAUUGUGGGCGGUCAGGAGACUGAGGUACAUCAGUAUCCCUGGAUGACCAUGCUGUUGUAUGGAGGACGUUUCUAUUGUGCCGGCUCCCUGAUCAAUGAUCAGUUCGUGGUAACCGCCUCCCAUUGCGUUUAUGGUUUUCGCAAGGAACGCAUAAGUGUGCGUCUGUUGGAACACGAUCGCAAUGCUGCCAAUUAUCAGAAAAUUGAUCGUAAAGUCACCGAAAUUACAACUCAUCCCAAAUACAAUGCCCGCACCUAUGAUAAUGACAUUGCCAUUAUCAAAUUGGAUGAACCGGUGGAGAUGACAGAGCUGUUGCAUCCAGUUUGCAUGCCCACACCGGGUAAAUCGUUUAAGGGUGAAACGGCCACGGUUACCGGUUGGGGUGCCCUGAAAGUGGGAGGUCUAACAUCGAAUACAUUGCAGGAAGUAAAAGUGCCCAUAAUGUCCCAAGAUGAAUGUCGCCAAACUCGUUAUGGUGCCUCACGUAUCACGGACAAUAUGCUCUGUGCCGGCUAUUCGGAGGGCAUGAAGGACAGCUGUCAAGGGGAUAGUGGAGGGCCAUUGCAUGUAGUGGCACCGGGCACCAGAGAACAUCAAUUGGCCGGUGUUGUGUCCUGGGGCGAGGGAUGUGCCAAGGCUGGCUAUCCUGGUGUUUAUGCGCGUGUCAACCGUUAUGGCACUUGGAUAAAAACGCUUACGAAAAAUGCAUGUCUAUGUCAUUCGGAGGCCAAGAAAAUCAAGAAUGUGUCGGCCGGUCGAAUGGUCAGCCGUGAAUGUGAAAAGCAUAUUAAUGAGCUCGCUCUUGACAACAUCUGCCGACGCAUCAACAUUAAGGCCAUGAACACUGAUGGUACUCCUACUCCGUCGGUUUGCCUAAUAUGGCUGUUGCUAUUGACCAUCUGUACGGUAGCUUUGGGAGCGUCUAAGAGCGUUUGCUCUGAACCUGAGCUAAGGCAAAACAGUUUCUUCGAGUGGUUAGUGUCCAUCUUUCAAAACAUUCCACCUUUUCAAAUCAUCUUCCCGACCACAUUGAAGCCUCCGCCAGCAACAUCUCAAAAUGAGUGUCCCGCCUGCACUUGUGGCACCAUUAACAAGGUCAAGCGCAUAGUAGGUGGCUAUGAGACACAGGUCAAUCAGUAUCCCUGGAUGGCUAUGCUGCUGUUUCGGGAGAGAUUCUAUUGUGGAGGUUCAUUGAUUAGCGAUCGCUAUGUGGUUUCGGCGGCCCAUUGCCUAAAGCCCUUUCCCAGACCUUUUAUAAGCGUACGUUUAUUGGUCCACAAAAUGGGGGACAAAGCGGGGCGUGUAAUCACUAGAGCGGCAGAGAAGGUGGUGGUACAUCCCAAAUAUUCCGUACAGACAAAUGAUCAUGACAUUGGUCUAAUAAGGCUGGAUAAGAAGGUGGAUAUGUCGGAAUUAUUGAGGCCAGUAUGCAUGGCCAUGCCACAAGAGAGUUAUGCAGACCAGGAAGGCAUUGUUACCGGCUGGGGAGCCACAAGCGAGGGUGGUGCCUUGGCCACCAAUCUAAUGGAAGUCAAAGUUCCCAUUCUGUCGCAAGAGGCCUGUCACAAGUCCAAAUACGGCAAAGAACGCAUUACCGAAAACAUGCUGUGCGCCGGCUACGAUGAAGGCGGCCAAGAUGCUUGCCAGGGCGACAGCGGUGGACCCUUGCAUGUGAAAAAUAAAGCUCUUGACAUUUUCCAUUUGGCCGGCAUUGUUUCUUGGGGCGAGGGUUGUGCUAGAAAAGAUUAUCCUGGCAUUUAUACCCGAGUCAGCCAGUAUUUAGAGUGGAUAGAAGAAAAUGCUCCAGAUUCUUGUGUUUGUGAAGUGCCUACAAAACGAAUUGAGCCAUGGGAAAUUUUGUUGGAAAAUUAAAAAAACCGUGAAAAUGUUAAAACUAAGAAUGCUUGAUAUAAUUAUUG
This is a messenger RNA of Stomoxys calcitrans (stable fly), 2582 nucleotides long. RefSeq names its product transmembrane protease serine 9. The transcript is spliced from 5 exons. Lineage: Eukaryota; Metazoa; Arthropoda; Insecta; Diptera; Muscidae. Gene Ontology annotation, biological process: proteolysis. Gene Ontology annotation, molecular function: serine-type endopeptidase activity. The coding region runs from base 214 to 2535 and encodes 773 amino acids. The record is from RefSeq and is a predicted model, not a curated record.